Messenger RNA from Brassicogethes aeneus, 739 nucleotides. Lineage: Eukaryota; Metazoa; Arthropoda; Insecta; Coleoptera; Nitidulidae. The record is from the annotation of a GenBank genome assembly.
CUGUCGUAAAGUGAUAAAAUAAUAAUAUAAUACAAUAACCUUAGUGAUUAUUAUAAUAAUCUGUGAUAAUUAAAGUCUUGUUAGAUUAUUUAGUGACUCGAUUAAAAUGGGAAACACAAUAAAUAUGGAGGAAAACUUCAAAAAGAACCAGGAUUUCAUUACUGAAAUUAAUAACGUUAAAAUAGAAAGACAAUUGCAAAUGAGAAAUCAAAUGCGGGAAAGGGAAGUUGCACUGCGUAUCGCAAAAAAUAGAGAAUUAUUUUACUGGUUUGGAGCUUUUUAUUUAACCAGCAUUGCAUGGGCAGCCACCAACUUUAGACAUUUCAAAAAGAAAUCAUUUGCUAUUGCCCCUUUAAUACCUCUUAGCUUCAUAAUGGCUUACCAAUCAGAUUUGGCAUAUGGAAAUAAAGUACACAGAAUUUCAGUUGAAGCAGAACAUAUUAUGCAAUUUGAGCAGGACCUACUCUCCCUUCCACUAGGCGUACCAACUGCAGCCUCAAUAGAUUUAAAAAGACACCAAAACGACGAACAGAAAAAAAUGCACCCAUAUCUUCCACAAAUAUAAUGUUUUAAAAGUUAUGCGCAGAUUAACACGCUAUUGAUACACGUACUGCGCAGUUAAUACUCAAAUAGGUUAAAUUUACCCAAUGCUCAGACUUACUGUUAAAAGAGUUUCUAAUUGUUUUUAAACAUUAUAUGUACAUACAUACAUAUCUUUGGUUUAAUUUAGUUUGAGGUA